Molecule: messenger RNA, 864 nt
Organism: Coffea eugenioides
Lineage: Eukaryota; Viridiplantae; Streptophyta; Magnoliopsida; Gentianales; Rubiaceae
Product: syntaxin-71-like
Exons: 9
Coding region: 1-798 (265 amino acids)
Biological process (GO): vesicle fusion; intracellular protein transport
Cellular component (GO): membrane; endomembrane system; SNARE complex
Molecular function (GO): SNAP receptor activity; SNARE binding
Source: RefSeq, a predicted model, not a curated record
AUGAGCGUGAUAGAUAUUGUGUUCAGACUCGACGACAUAUGCAAGAAAUACGAGAAAUACGACGUUGAAAAGCAGCGUUCCCUCAAGACCUCCUCUGAGGAUGCCUUUGCUCGCCUCUUUGCUUCCUUCGAGUCCCAAAUCGAAGCUGCUCUCCAGAAGUCGGAGAUGGCUGCAAUGGAGACAAGCAGGGCAAAGGUGGUGGCUAUGAAUGCUGAGGUUCGGCGCGUAAAGGCCAGAUUAAUGGAAGAGGUUCCUAAAUUGCAGAAACUCGCCCAGAAGAAGGUCAAGGGGAUCACAAAGGAAGAACUAGAGAUUCGUUACGAUCUGGUUCUAGCAUUACCGGAGAGGAUCCGUGCCAUACCAGAUGGAACUUCCAGUGCUGCAAAACAAACAGGAGGUUGGGGUGCUUCAGCGUCUAAAAGAAAUAUUAAAUUUGACUCAGAUGGGCACUUCGGUGAUGAUUUCUUUCAACAAUCUGAAGAAUCAAGCCAAUUUAGGGAAGAGUAUGAAAUGCGCAAACUAAAACAGGAUCAAGGUUUAGACGUUAUCUCAGAAGGUCUGGAUACACUGAAAAAUCUGGCUCAAGAUAUGAAUGAGGAGCUGGAUAGGCAAGUUCCCUUAAUUGAUGAAAUUGACACUAAGGUGGACAAAGCAACAUCUGAGCUCAAAAACACAAACGUUAAACUCAAGCACAAAAUAACUGAGAUUAGGUCCAGUCAAAACAUGUGUAUCGACAUCAUUCUUUUAUGUAUUCUUCUCGGAAUCGCUGCCUACUUGUACAAUAUACUGACUAACUAGUCGACACGUUCUCAUCUCCCUGAUGAUCUUCCGGUCUGGUACUUGCAGUCGCUUUGCUGCACUUCG